Messenger RNA from Morone saxatilis (striped sea-bass), 1797 nucleotides. It is a transcript of the gene cntf, whose product is annotated as ciliary neurotrophic factor. Lineage: Eukaryota; Metazoa; Chordata; Actinopteri; Moronidae. The transcript is spliced from 3 exons. Gene Ontology annotation, biological process: ciliary neurotrophic factor-mediated signaling pathway; negative regulation of neuron apoptotic process. The record is from RefSeq and is a predicted model, not a curated record. The coding region runs from base 202 to 789 and encodes 195 amino acids. Gene Ontology annotation, molecular function: ciliary neurotrophic factor receptor binding.
CCAACAUGAACGCCGACACAAACACGCUCCAUUGACGCUCCGGCUCGCGUUCAACCCGCUGAAGUAUCCACAAAAAAAAAGAAUAUUCCGCGUGUAAAAGGGUUUCAGGGGUUGGGGGUGGGUAGGUGGGCUUGUUUUCUCUGCUCGGUGUUCACCCCAGCUCGCUGCUAACCCACCUAUAUAAACAGGGCUGGAGUGCAAAUGGCAGAGCAGGAGGAGCAGCAGCAGAUAACCGCGCUGGACACGCCGGUGCCUGGCCCCUCGCAGACGGGGAGAGCGGUGGCUCUUGCCCGGCUACUGCACCACGAAUGUACUCAUCUGCUCCAGCUAUACAAAGAGAAGGAGACCUUCUUGUCUGACCACACCCCAGACGGCGGGCGCAUCGUGUCCCUGUCCCUUGACUCCGAGGAGCCUAGCGCGGAGGAGCAGGUGCUGUUGCUGCAUUCGGCUCUGCGGCAGUGUCUGGGGCUGAUCCACUGUGUCAUCGAGAAGGAAGAGGAGGAAUGGGGUGAGCUGGAGGGCGACUACGAGGCCAUGAGGAAGAACGUCCAUCUCCGGCUGGAGCACCUGCUCCACAGCACCAAAGAUCUGGUGGAGACUGAGGACAAGACCCUGGAAGUCACCCCAGACCACCAGCAUAAUACUGAGGAAACCGAUGGUGCUGGUGGAGUUUUCGGGCUCAAAAUGUGGACCUAUCGAGUGCUACAGGAGCUAAUCCACUGGGCUGACCACGCUGCUCAGACUCUCCAUGUCUUACACAAAGAGAGGGAAGGAACAGAAGAGAUCUGAUGUUCUUUGUUUCAAUCCAACAACAUCUAUGAAUGAACUCACUCGACACUAACAGCCAGCUUUCUCUUUUAUGUAUUCCAAAUUAGAUAUUAAGUGGUGUGGAAUAUAUCCUGUGAACAUUAGAGGUUAAAAAUUUACUGCUUAACUAAAAACACAGCUAAGCUCCUUUAAUAAAGCCCAGUAGACAGCUUUUCCCAGACGUUGGUAUUUCCACAGCAAGUGCUAAAAUGACCUCUAGUUUGCCACAGUUGCUUUUUCCUCUAACAAAGAAGUGAGUGCAGACUUUUAGCUGCAUAAAGGUUGAUUUGAAGUGGCAGAGUUAGACUGUUUGAGAAUGUCUUUUGUUUUUGUAUACAGUGUAUAAAUUAUUUUAUUUAAGUUGAUUUACCUUUGAAUUAUCUGCUGUUCAUAACACUCCAAAAUCUACUAACUGCUAGAAUGUAGCCAAAAACACAUGACUGAUAAACUGUGACUGAUGUGCAGCUGAAUCUGUAGACAUUUGCUAUUUUUAAAUAGGUCACUUAGCUUUUAAUGUACCACCUUAUUAACAUAAUAAUCUAAAUAAUUCCAUGUAUAGACUGAAUGCUUGUAUUGUUCAUGGUUUGGCACAAUCAGUGAUGAUCAAGUGUCAUGUUUGCUGCUCUGGUCACCAAGUUCUCUCCUGAUGUUAUACUUGAAUGUGCUGCUACACUGUUCACAAGUUUGAACUAGAAGAUGCGGUUCUUAAAUAUUUUUUGCCACGUCCUGCAAAACUGUUUGAAAGCCGCUGUAUUAGACUGAUAGUUUUACAGUAGGAUUGUAUUGCCUGUAGCUAAAAGUAUCAAACACUCUGCAUCACAAUGAUUUCACUGUUGUGUUCAAUAACGGGCGCAGCAUAGACUCACUGAGUGAAUGAGCUGUGACUUCCAGACUUGCUGGUAUGGUGAAUUUCUUAAUGACAUGCUUUCAUUUUGUCUCUGUGAUUAAAACUGGAUAUGCAUUGCAGAUUAAAACCCAGUGUUAACCCAA